Messenger RNA from Dothidotthia symphoricarpi CBS 119687, 639 nucleotides. Its product is annotated as transcriptional coactivator/pterin dehydratase. NCBI's taxonomy places the organism in Eukaryota, Fungi, Ascomycota, Dothideomycetes, Pleosporales, Dothidotthiaceae. The record is from RefSeq and is a predicted model, not a curated record. Gene Ontology annotation, biological process: tetrahydrobiopterin biosynthetic process. Gene Ontology annotation, molecular function: 4-alpha-hydroxytetrahydrobiopterin dehydratase activity. Bases 1 to 486 code for a protein of 161 amino acids. The transcript is spliced from 2 exons.
AUGUCACAAUCCAGACGUCUACUCAAAUCAAUCCCUACAAGGCCAAUCUCCUCAAUCCACCGCCCACAACCAAAGUCCCCCCUCCCACCAACCACCCCAUCAUCAACCUUCCACACCACGCCCCCCCGCCCCAUCGACACCUCUCCCCCCGCCCCCCCAUCCACCACCACCCUUCUCUUCUCCGAAAACCAACCCCCCACCCUCCCCCCACGCGCCGCCCUCCUCCUCCCCACCUGGCACCCCACCCCCUCCGGCAAAGGCCUAACCCGCACCUUCACCUUCCGCUCCUUCUCGGCAGCCUGGACCUUCAUGAGCCUCGUCGCGGAAGAAUGCAAGGUGCAGAAACACCAUCCGAGUUGGUCGAAUGCGUAUAAUCGCGUGACUGUCGAGUGGACUACGCAUCGGCCUGAGGGGUUGAGUGUCAAGGAUGUGGAGAUGGCGGAGUUUUGCGAUCGGGUUGCUGGGGGGAUGGGCGUGAAGGCGUGAAGUCUUGUUCUUUCUCUGCUGGUUUGGUGUGUUGAGAAGGUGUUAAGCCAUUGGAAGUGGAGGUUGGGGUUGAGAUUAAGAUAGUGGAGUGUAACAACAUCCAUAUUCAUAUUUCAUGUUCAAGUCCAAUGUACAAUACAACCGCCAAAUACC